Molecule: messenger RNA, 1737 nt
Organism: Thermochaetoides thermophila DSM 1495
Lineage: Eukaryota; Fungi; Ascomycota; Sordariomycetes; Sordariales; Chaetomiaceae
Exons: 3
Coding region: 1-1737 (578 amino acids)
Biological process (GO): attachment of GPI anchor to protein
Cellular component (GO): GPI-anchor transamidase complex
Source: RefSeq, a predicted model, not a curated record
AUGCAUGAUCCCAUCACUCAUGUGAAGCCGAGAGCUGAGUGGGCCCUUAUUGAUAUGGGCAGGCCUUGCGUCCCUGGCAACGUCACGGCGCGUGUCAUCAAGCAUCCCGUUGCCGGUUCAGCAUCGACUUCUAAGGUGCAGAGGCUGGGAGCGGAGGGCUGCAUCACCAUGACGACCCCGCAGCCGCUCUGGAAGGAGCCGCCCCCGGAAAAGCCGGCCGACAAGCGCCGGCGCGGCUUUGUGAUUCUGUCAUUUUGGCUCAUCGUUGUGUUGCUUGGCUUGCCAAUAUGGUGGCAGACGACGACUAUCUACCGGGCUGACCUGCCGCUGCAGGAGAUGCUGGACUGGGCUGAGGGACGGGCCUGCCGCCCUGUCUUCCCUCUCCGCAUCGCCGUCCAAGCCCCUUCUCUUCACGACCACGAAGCGCAGACCCUCGUCCGCUUAACCCAGCACGCCCUUGACGACCUGAACGACUUCGCCGGACACCACCUGCGCCUGUCGCUGGCAAAACAGUCUGCACCGAGUGCCGACCUCGACGUUGUCCUGACUGUCCGUCUGCUUCCUGGCGACGCGACUACCGCUCAUCUGGACCCGUACGAGCCUGUGCUGCACGUCACAUACCCCCCGAAUGCGAUCCCUUCUGCCUCGGCGUCGUCUUCGACGUUGGCAACGUACAUUGCGAGUACUCUGAGAGAGGCUUUCGCCGAGGAGCAGGCUACCAUCUCGUACCUCCUAUCCGCCAAUGGCUCGUCCCCCUCCAGCGGCGAGCCACGCCCCUUGGGCCAAGGCCUGGCACCCGACGUGGCCGAGUCGCUUGCUAAGCGCAGCACUCGCGCCCUGAGAUAUGCGCCGACCUAUCACCUUACAUUUUCCCUGUUCACAAGCGGCUCGACCCCAAGCAGCUGGGACAUUGAGAAGGCCAUCGAGGACUACAUGAAGCCAGUCCUCGACGUCCUCUCACCGAUUCACAACUUCACCAUUGACACCCAGAUCCAACUGUAUGCCACUCCCGGCGUGCAAAACCAGGUCCUUACCAAAGAAGACCUCUCUUCUUUCAUCAAUGCCGCUGAAUGGCCCCUCUCCCCGUCCAUCGGCGGCGCGCCUACCAUCAACUUUGUCGUCUUCAUCGGCAACCAGACCAUCUACAUCCCCUCGUCAAGUGGAAGCGAAUCAGUCAGCUCUCACUCCUGGCUCAUCCCACAAUGGGGCGCCGUCUACCUUUUGCCCCUCACCUCCGGCACCGCGCACCUCCCUUCCCACGAGCUCAAACACCCCCUCCUAACCUUUACCUCCCACCUCUUAACCCUUACCGGCACGCCUCACUCCGGUUCUCUACCCCUCCGUCUUUCGUCUUUGUCAAGGAUUCGCUCCGCCGACCUCCUCCUCCGCGCCUCCUCCACCCUCGGCUCCCUCGCCCGCCUAGUUGUUGCCCUCCCCUCCAUCAGCAUCCCCCCCUCCGUCGCCGACGGGGUUGCUACGACACUCUCCCAUCUUCGUCAUGCAUGCUACACGCUGGGUAUGCCCGAGGCGUUGUAUCAUGCUCGGGUAGCAGAGGCGGCUGCAGAAAGGGCAUUCUUUGAGAAGAGCAUGGUCGGGCAGCUGUAUUUCCCGGAUGAGCAUAAGGUCGCGGUGUAUUUGCCUUUGUUGGGGCCUGUGGCGGUGCCGCUUCUGAUGGGGGCGUGGAAUGAGAUUUUAGGGUGGGUUAGGAGGAGGGGAGUAAAGGGGAAGGUUGAGUAG